Messenger RNA from Oryza sativa Japonica Group (Japanese rice), 1502 nucleotides. RefSeq names its product GDSL esterase/lipase At5g45910. The record is from RefSeq and is a predicted model, not a curated record. NCBI's taxonomy places the organism in Eukaryota, Viridiplantae, Streptophyta, Magnoliopsida, Poales, Poaceae. Gene Ontology annotation, molecular function: hydrolase activity, acting on ester bonds.
UUGGAUUAAAUUACAUGCAUAGCGCACCGGUGAAAACUCUUACUAAAACUCCAUUACCGGAGAUGCAAAACCAUAGCAGUCCUGCACUGCGGCUGCAGCUUAAGCUAGCUAGGGUUCUUCCUAAGCUAUAGCUCACUGAACUCAAACCAUGGGGAACUACUCACCCUCAAAACCAGUUGCCUUCCUCCUCCUCCUCCUCCUCUUCGGUUGCCUGCAUUACGCUCAGGCGAACCCCGGCCAUCGUCGUCCCAAGAUCGACUCCGUCUUCAGCUUCGGCAACUCGUUCGCCGACACCGGCAACUUCGUCGAGCUGGCCGCGCCGCUGCUUCCCAUCAUGCCUUUCAACAACCUCCCCUACGGCGAGACCUUCUUCGGCCACCCCACCGGCCGUGCUACCAAUGGCCGCAUCAUCAUGGACUUCAUCGCUGACGAGUUUCAUGUGCCGUUCGUACCACCGUUUCUUGGCCAAGGUCGUCAGAACUUCACCCAUGGCGCUAACUUCGCCGUCGUCGGUGCCAGCGCUCUUGAUCUCGCCUUCUUCCUCAAGAACAACAUCACCAACGUGCCCCCGUUGAACAUCUCCCUGAGCGUGCAGCUGGAGUGGUUCCAGAAGCUCAAGCCAACCUUGUGCCAAACAGCCCAAGAAUGCAGAGAGUACUUCAAGAGAUCACUCUUCUUCAUGGGAGAGUUUGGUGGCAACGACUACGUCUUCAUCUUGGCCGCCGGAAAAACCCUCGAGGAACUUGUCCCCUACGUGCCAAAAGUCGUCCAAGCCAUCUCUGCGGGCAUCGAGGCGGUGAUAAAGGAAGGAGCGAGAUACGUGGUGGUGCCGGGGGAGCUGCCCAACGGCUGCGUGCCCAUCAUCCUGACGCUGUACGCGAGCAAGAGCAGAGGCGACUACGACGCGCGCGGCUGCCUGAAGAAGCAGAACGCGCUCGCGCGCUACCACAACUCGGCGCUGUUCGAGGCGGUGUCGCGGCUGAGGCACAGGUACCCUUGGGUGAAGAUCGUCUACGCCGACUACUACAAGCCGGUGAUCGACUUCAUCAAGAAACCGGCCAGAUUCGGAUUCAACGGCUCGUCGACGCUACGCGCGUGCUGCGGCGCCGGCGGCGGGCCGUACAACUACGACGCGACGGCGGCGUGCGGGCUCCCCGGCGCGGCAGCGUGCCCGGACCCGGCGGCGUUCAUCAGCUGGGACGGCAUCCACCUCACGGAGGCGGCCUACGCCCGCAUCUCCGCCGGCUGGCUGCACGGCCCGUACGCGCAUCCGCCCAUCCUCUCGGCCUUGCGCCAUUAGGGCCGUAGCGUAGCACCGUGGCCCAUUACUGUUCAUGUUUUAGGCUGAUUUGUUCUAUGUAAUCAUUUUUUGCCCUGUUUGUGCCUUAGGGCCGACUUAUUUUUGUGUAACCUGGGUUUAAGUGUAAUUUGAUAAUUUCGGCCCAUCUUUGUGAGCUGGUUGGGCCGUUUCUUCGUAAUAAAAUCUGAGCCCAUAUGCCCCA